UGCGUUUUGUCCAAUCUGAUUGGUCAGUUGAAUGGGCUAUCCAGGGGAAGCGUCUUAACUAGUUUGACAUCCGGCGUGAAACACUACAAUAAUUGAAAAAAUAAAAUAGGACGUGAAAAUGGACCUGUUGCCGCUCUUGCUGUUCGUCGCCCUCUGCGUUCUUCAGUCCUCCAGCAAACCCAUGGAAAAGAAGGACCGUGUCCAUCAUGACGCCCCCCUCAGCAACAAGGAGCACGAUGAUGAGGAGAACUUCGAGUACGACCACGAGGCUUUUCUCGGACAAGAGGAGGCAAAGACUUUUGAACAGCUCACUCCAGAGGAGAGCAAAGAGAGACUGGGUAAAAUCGUAGAAAAGAUUGAUGAGGAUCACGACGGCUUUGUGACCGUUGAUGAGAUGAAGCGGAGGAUCAAACAUGCGCAGAAGCGAUGGUUCUAUGAAGAUGUGGACCGGCAGUGGCAGGCUCAUGAUCUCGACUCAGAUGCCUAUGUCUCCUGGGAGGAAUACAAGAACGCUACUUAUGGUUACAUCCUUGAUGAAGCAGAUCCCGAGGAUGGUUUUAACUACAGACAAAUGAUGGCCAGAGAUGAGCGCCGUUUCAAGAUGGCUGACCAUGAUGGUGACAUGAGGGCAAAUAAAGAAGAGUUUACAGCGUUCCUUCACCCAGAGGAGUUUGACUUCAUGAAGGAUAUUGUAGUGCUGGAGACCAUGGAGGACAUUGAUAAAAAUGGAGAUGGUUUCAUCGACUUUGAUGAAUAUAUUAGUGAUAUGUACAGCCAGAAUGGAGACCCAGCUGAACCAGAAUGGGUGAAAACCGAAAGACAACAGUUUACAGAGUUCAGGGAUAAAAACAAAGAUGGCCGUAUGGAUAAAGAUGAGACCCGUGACUGGAUCUUACCCUCCGAUUAUGACCAUGCAGAGGCUGAGGCCAAACACCUUCUCUAUGAGGCUGACGCAGAUCAGGAUGGACAUCUCACAAAGCAGGAAAUUGUGGAUAAGUAUGACCUAUUUGUCGGGAGCCAAGUUACAGAUUUUGGAGAAGCUCUGGUCCGACACGAUGAAUUUUAAUUUAGAAAAAUUUACACUUGUGAAAUGCAAAAAGAACAAUAAUUUAUUUUAUGAUUUCAUUACUGUGUUUACAAAACUUUUCUUCUUUUUUUACGCCGACUCGAUCAAAUCCAAUUUUUUGCCUUUUUUCGUGAACAUGUCCUUCGUAGCUUAACACUCAUCGGCGUUGGAUUCUGAUGCGAUUUAAAAUGCUCUGAUGAAGUAAUAUUCAGGUCAGCUUGUGAAGCUUGUCAAAGUGAUGUGUUGAGGUUUGCCUAAUGGUUUAUAAUGCACUAAAAUUACCCAUAUAAUGCAGCUUAAUGGCAUUUGUGUAACCCAACACAGCAUAGAGCACUUGUUUCAAGUGGAUACAUUGCACAUAAUAUGAAUCUUUUUUUAAAUAAAAACAACCAAUACCAUUAUGUAAACCACUUCUCUAAAUAAGACCAAAUGUCUUACAACCACUGCAUGUACAUAUUCUUCAUCUUCAUUUAGCUAGAGAAUGUAUAAUAUUAAAAAUCAAGCAUAGUAAUAGAUCAUAGUUAGACUGUUGUGUUUGGAUCAAAACAGACCUAAACUAGAGUUCAGGAUUCCUUUAUUUCUCGAGCAUGCAGGAACAUGGGAUGUCGUGGCUCGAUGUGCUGAUCUAUGAUCAGUUUUAUUGUUCUUUCAUACUCAAAGGACAGUGAGUGCAAGGACAGAAACUAUCAACUAAUCGGGUGCUCUUUUAUGAAUAAAACUCCUGCUCCAAGGACCAUUGAACACCAUUCCACCCUCUAUGACCUGUCAGUAAGACCUUUAUUAAUGGACUGUACCAACAAACGCUGUUUUUUCCUCAAGUGCCUUUUUUUGUCUCCCUUAGCCUUAAAACUGCUUCGUUAUUGUUUUCUUACCUUUUUCCCUCGUGCAAUUUAUACAUGACUGAAAAUGACCUCCUCACUUAAUGUUAGUAUAUAGUUUGUGUAUAUAUAUAUAUAUAUAUAUAUAUGUCUGUAAUUGAAUGUGAACAAUAUGCUGUAAUCAGGUAUUGUAAAUACUGUCUUAAAGCUUAGAGUGUUUUCUCAAUAAAAUUGACUAAAACGAA
Pimephales promelas (fathead minnow) is the source of this 2129-nucleotide messenger RNA. RefSeq names its product calumenin b (gene calub). NCBI's taxonomy places the organism in Eukaryota, Metazoa, Chordata, Actinopteri, Cypriniformes, Leuciscidae. Gene Ontology annotation, cellular component: endoplasmic reticulum. The record is from RefSeq and is a predicted model, not a curated record. Gene Ontology annotation, molecular function: calcium ion binding.